Messenger RNA from Chroicocephalus ridibundus (black-headed gull), 1124 nucleotides. It is a transcript of the gene FOSB, whose product is annotated as FosB proto-oncogene, AP-1 transcription factor subunit. Lineage: Eukaryota; Metazoa; Chordata; Aves; Charadriiformes; Laridae. Gene Ontology annotation, cellular component: nucleus. The record is from RefSeq and is a predicted model, not a curated record. Gene Ontology annotation, molecular function: DNA-binding transcription factor activity, RNA polymerase II-specific; RNA polymerase II cis-regulatory region sequence-specific DNA binding. Gene Ontology annotation, biological process: regulation of transcription by RNA polymerase II. The transcript has 4 exons. Bases 166 to 1110 code for a protein of 314 amino acids.
GACUUUUCACCGGCCAACGGGAGCGGGGCACCGAGAGGUCCCCCCCAACCCACCCCCCCCACCUCCAUCACUCCAAACCCCGCCGAACCGGGGGCGGUGAGGAUGCCGGUGGCUUGACCCGCAGCCUUGUCGCGGCGGGGGCGGCCCCCGGCGGCCCCCGGGGCCAUGUACCAAGGUUUCCCCGGUGACUACGACUCCGGCUCCCGCUGCAGCUCCUCGCCCUCCGCCGAGUCCCAGUACCUCUCCUCGGUCGACUCCUUCGGGAGCCCGGCGGCGGCGGCGGCGGCGGCCGCGCAGGAGUGCGGCGGCCUGGGGGACAUGCCCGGCUCCUUCGUGCCCACGGUGACGGCCAUCACCACCAGCCAGGACCUGCAGUGGCUGGUGCAGCCCACCCUCAUCUCCUCGGUGGCCCAGUCGCAGCCCCCGGGGGCACCCAUGGCCCACCCCCCACCCCCUCCCCACCCCCAAGUGGAUCCUUACGACCUGCCGGGACCCAGUUAUUCCGCGCCGGGAAUGGGCGCCUUCGCCGCCGGACCCACGACGGCGCCGCCGCCGCCGCCAUCGGCACGUCCCGCCCGCGCCCGGCCCCGGCGUAGCCGCGAGGAGACGCUGACGCCCGAGGAGGAGGAGAAGCGGCGGGUGCGGAGGGAGAGGAACAAGUUGGCGGCGGCCAAAUGCCGGAACCGACGCCGGGAGCUGACGGAUCGGCUGCAGGCGGAGACGGACCAGCUGGAGGAGGAGAAGGCGGAGUUGGAGUCGGAGAUCGCGGAGCUGCGGAAGGAGAAGGAGAGGUUGGAAUUCGUCCUGGUGGCCCACGCCCCGGCCUGCAAGCUCCCCUUCGAGGACCUGGGUCCUUUGGGUGCCGGCCCCGUGGAGGUGAGCGCCCUGGGCAAGGAAGAACCGGCGGCUUUCCCACCCCCGGGCUCGUUCCACCCCGGCGGCUGCUGCUUCGUCCCCGGGGUCCCCACGGGGCCACCUAACCCCUCUUCCGCGUCUCCGUUUGUGUUCACCCACCCAGAGGGAGCCACCUGCGGAGCCUCGCAUCAGCGGAGCAGCAGCAGCGACCAGUCCUCGGACUCCUUGAACUCUCCCUCGCUCCUCGCGUUGUGAAAAAAAAAUACCCA